Messenger RNA from Acanthochromis polyacanthus (spiny chromis), 5102 nucleotides. It is a transcript of the gene mcama, whose product is annotated as melanoma cell adhesion molecule a. Bases 78 to 1934 code for a protein of 618 amino acids. Gene Ontology annotation, cellular component: plasma membrane. The record is from RefSeq and is a predicted model, not a curated record. Gene Ontology annotation, biological process: angiogenesis. Lineage: Eukaryota; Metazoa; Chordata; Actinopteri; Pomacentridae. The transcript is spliced from 16 exons.
CAUCCUCCUCCUCCUCCUUCUAACUUCUCGUCGACGCAGCGCUCGGCUCAGUUUGUUUUGGACUGCGUACGGAGAACAUGUCUGUCCUGCACGGAGCUUUUCUACCCAUCUUCGUCCAUGUGUGCCUGCUCAACUGGAGCGUUUGGGCCAAGGUGGAGCUGACUAUGGAUGAGAGCGUUGAGGUGUACCUGGGCGACGUGGCUGAGAUCCCCUGCCAGUACAGCUUCACCGACGCCAACAACGAGCCCAGCUUCGUCAUGAUCCAGUGGUUUGUGAGAGCCGUGGGAAACACCUCACGGAUGCGGAUCUUCUACGGCGACGACAGCCAGCAGAUGGUCGACAACAACACGGACUACAGCGGACGCAUCGAGGUGACUUCAGACCAGCAGGGAAGUCGACUCAUGAUCCAGGACGUCCAGCUCAAAGAUGAACGGGAAUUCUUCUGCCAGGUGAACGGGCUGGCUGCCGGGACCGCCGAGGGCAAGACCCACCUCCGAGUGUUUGCUCCUCCACAGGCUCCGGUCAUUGAGGGCGUAACUUCUGGAAUAUCUGUGACCAACGAGAUGCCGUCUAAGGUUGCAUCAUGUGAAGCUCGAAACGGGUUCCCUAAACCCAACAUCACCUGGUACAGGAACGGCACGCCACUCAUGUCUGCACCUGGACAUGUGAACGUGUUGACUCUGGUCACAAGAGAGUCCAGCGGUUUCUCCUCGGUCCAGAGCACUCUGGAGUACAAGGUGGUGAAGGAGGACAAAGACGCUCGUUUCUCCUGUGAGGUCAGCUUCUUCGUACCGGGAGCCAUCAGGACGACCGAGUCACACAGCGUCAACAUCACCGUCCACUACCCCACCACCAUGGCGGAGCUGUGGAAGGAGUCGCCCCAGGGCCUGGUCAAAGAGGGGGAUACCGUGGAGCUGCGUUGUCAGGGAGACGGCAACCCCCCGCCGCCCUUCGCCUUCAAAAGAGAACAAGCGCUGGACGUGGACUUGAAGAGCCGCGGCGACGUCUUGACUCUGUCGGCGGUGUCUCGUAAAGACAGUGGCAUCUACCAGUGUCGCCCUAAGAAUGCCACCGACUCCAGCGACGUCAAAGGAGAAAUGCAGCUCACUGUGCACUACUUGGAUCCAGCUGUUGUGGUGCCCAAAGACUCCGAGGUCAUGUUCAAAGGAGAAGGUCUGACGGCAUCCUGCAACGCUCUGUCCUCCCUCAAAACAACCACCGUCUGGUACAAGGAUGGGAAGCAGGUAGGUCAGGGGAACACGUUACACCUGCAGGACGCCGACUAUGAAACCAGCGGAAAAUACAUCUGUGAGGUGACUGUUCCCUCGCUGCCGGCCCUGCACACCAGAGGCUCCGUCCACAUUAUCGUCCAGGGUGGUCCUCAGCUGGUGGGUCCGGAGCAGGAGGUGCAGCUGGAGGAGGCGGCCGGCCGGAUGGUGAACCUGAGCUGUGAGGCUCAGGGACAUCCACUGCCCAGCAUCUCCUGGAACAUCAUCGGCAGCCAGAACUGGGUGGAAGUGUUGAACAAGGCCAACGAGCACAUGGCUCACAGUGUGGUGUCGGUCAAAGUCACCUCGGACAUCAGCGCUCAGUGCAACGCUUCCAACAACAUGGGCACCGAGGUGAAGGCGUUCAGCAUCAAAGCCAUUCCCAGGGUCACCACGACCGCCCCCUUCUCUCCGGCGGAGGGCAGCGGGGUGAUCAUAGUGGUGAUCAUACUGAGUCUCCUGCUGCUGGCCUUCCUCGGCAGCGUCAUCUACUUCCUGCACAAGAAGGGGAAGAUUCCCUGCGGACGCUCCGGCAAACAGGAGAUCACCAAAGAGAAGACCACCAAAGAUGACAUUGUUGUGGAGAUGAAGACCAACACAAAGAACGAAGAAGCCGUCCUCCUGAAGGCCGUCAACGGAGACAAGAAGGGCCCCAACGACCAGUAAAUCCUCGAUGGUUCAGGAAACAUGAAGCUGGCGGUCGGUGAGAGUCGCUGAUCUGAGAGCUGCUGGACGACACACCUCACCGUCUGGACAUUCCCCCAUCAUGCUUUGUUCUGAGCAGUAUUCAGUAGAUUCACACACAUAUACACACACACACACACACACACACACACACACACACACACACACACACACACACACACACAGGUAUGUAUGUACAGAACUUCCUUUCCGAACGAAUGUUUUUCUUUUUCUACUUUCCUCCAACUGUGUUCAGCUCGUGUAUGAUGAUGCUUCCUACCCGCAUCGUCGUUUUCGUUUUCUUUUUUCUUAAUGAAAGUGUAUAUAUUAUAUAUAUUUUGUUAUUUAAGAUAUUUUGGCACUCGGGUUUUCAUCCUGUCUGGUCUUGAGCUCUUUGAUCCGUGUCGGUGAGUUUCUGAGUCCUGAAGGAGGUUUAAACAUCAGCGCGUUCAAUUGGUUUAAAAAAAAAAACAAACCUUGAUGUAAAUUGAAGUUUUGUGCUGGGCAGUCGGAGCAGUACUAAUCUGUAGAACACGCUCACACUGGCGGCUUUUCUCCUGCAAACUGCUGUGGAGUUCUUGUACUGUUUGUAAAUAGGUGUCGUGUACAGACAAGGUCCUCAAUUGAUUUUUUUUGGUAAACGAGGUGUUGAUUUAUCCUCAUCAAGGUCAUUGGAUAUGAAUUCGGCAUUAGACAGUCAAAUGGAAAACAGACAGAAAUAAGCAAAUCCGUUCUCAGCUGUAAUAGUUUCCAUGAAGAGCUAGAUGAUGGAGUGAGGGGAUGGACGGACGGAUGGAUGGUUUGGUUGGUUGGCUGGAGCGGGUGUGAGCUCAACACUAUGUAGUGUAAUUUCUCUGCUGCACACACAAACAAACAGUUUAAAAGUUAAAGGACUAAUAGACUCCCGGCACCAACCAAACCGGACACACAGCAGCGAUGGUGAUGAGGGCUUAUUGAUCUGAUGACGUGACCAGAGGCACGGGUAGUGUGUGUGCAUUUUCUUUUUUGAAUAUAGCUAAUGAGCUAUAUUAGCUAUGAAAAAAGGUCCAACAUUUCGUCAUCUGCUGUGCCUGUUUUUGUUUUUGUUUUCAGAAUACACUGAAUUUGUUGAAUCUGUCGGUUUGCUCUGUGUUCUUUCUUUGUGUUUCCACUGAGAGCUGUUGGUCAGAAGAGGAAGAAGAAGUGAAUCAGUGCAGGUUUGGCUCGUUUACACGGUGCAGGAGGCAGACUUUUAGGUUCCAUUUUGGCUUGAAGAAUCAGCUUUUAAAGACUUCUGUUCCAUUUUUGUGUGAAUUUUUUGUUGUUGUUGAGGCUUUGUGACAGUUUCAUGGAGACACUCCACAUUUUGACCAAAAAAACUAAAAGUUCAACCAAGUUUGAAGUCUUUACAAACUGAUUUUUCAGGCUGUAUAAAAAAUAUAAAUCUUUUUAAACAACCUUGUGUUUUUCCAACCACUUUCUGCUAAUCUGAAGGUAUUUCAAGAAUCCUCUAAGACGUUUUCAUUCACCUAGAUUUUUAAAAAAAUCUGCUUUUAAAAACAAAAGACUUUUAAACCCAUUUUCCACUUGUUUUGCAUCCUACAAAUGUGACAGAUCUACCCCUUUUAGGUCAAAUAAACCGUCGCUGUCACAAAACGGACGCUGCUUUAUGUUUAUUUUACAUAAAAACAUCUUAAAGUUGCGUUUUUGUCCACACUUUUAUGGCACAUUGCUGCUAUUUUGACCCAGAACACUAAAACUGAAAGUAAAUUUCAAGUUUUUACAAACAGAUUUUUCCAGCUGUGUAAGAAAUCCAAAUCUUUUUAAACACCAGUUUCCAGGUGAUCAAACCAUGGAGGUUUUUUGAUCAAAUUUAAUGUAAUGAAAGUCUCCUUACUAUCCAAAACACGACCCAAAAGCGGUAAAUUUGCCACAUUUGUGGGAUGCAAACCAGAAUUGAUCCCUUCAGUAUCUGCUAACAUUUUUCAUUUUUUACUUGUUUGAUGUAAAACAAGUUGAAAAUGGGUUAUAAGUCUUUUAUUUUGAAAAGUAUAUUGUUUUUUCAAAUCUAGGUGGGUAAAAAAGUCGUAAAGGUUCUUGAAAUACCUUCAGAUUAGCAGAAAGUGGUUUUAAACAACCUUUUGGGUUUUCCAAAGAUUAAUAUUUUUUAUACAGCUUGAAAAAUCUGAUUUUAAAGACUUGAAAUUUGCUUUCACUUUUAGUUUUACUGGUAAAAACAGCAGCAGCGCUUCAUAAGAGUGUGGUUGUCUCCAUGAAACUGUCACAAAACCUCAACAACAGUAAAAAAUACAAUUUUAAUGCAAUUUAAAGGUAUUUUUUUUAUAUCAAAUAAAUGUAAAGCAGCGUCCAUUUGGUCAUUUUUAUCACUGCUUUAAGUCCCACACCAACAAUUUAUUUGGCUAAAAAGAAAUUCCAGAUGAUCUUUGAUAAACUGCAGAGGUUUGUUGAUAACGUUUUACACAAUAAAGCUCUCCUUUCUAUCAAAAAUACAACCCAAAGUGCAUUUCCUACUUGUUAGAUGUAAAAGAUGUACAAAAUGAGUUAGAAAGUCUUAUUUUGAAAAGCAGAUUGUUUUUUAAAAAUCUAGCUGGGUACAAUAGUCUUAAAGAUUCCUGAAAUACCUUCACAUUAGCAGAAAGUGCUUUUAAGUGAGCUUGUGUGUUUUCCAAAGGUUAAUACUUCACUAAAGUGACUCAGAUGUGACUUUGAUCUCGUCCCUCAGCCGACGCUAAACCUUCCACAUCUGCACACAAGCGCUGAUUCUCCUCUGCAGGCCGGCGUUGUGAAUAGUUUUCACUGUGUACUCUAGUUUUUUUUUGUGAUAAAGAUAUUUUUUGGGUUGCUGAGCGCUACUUUGCCCCGAUGACUUGCAACAUUAAGCGGUUGUGUUUGUUGUUUCUCCACUGAGCUGCAGAUAAAUCGGGUUCAGGACGUCUUCAGUCUGACCACCAAGACUUUUGUUUGAACGCAGCUUUCAUUAUGACGGCUCUGAUUUUAUUUUAUUUUCACCAGUGGGGAAUGUUUUGUUUUCUAAAUGUGUGUAAAUUAAGAACCUGUACAUGUGAUUCUUUGAUGCUUGCGUUUGUUUUGGUUUUUUUUUUAUAUUUUUUGCAAAGAAAAUAAUGCCAAAUAAAAAAUUUUCAUUUAAAA